Fasciola hepatica (liver fluke) is the source of this 279-nucleotide messenger RNA. NCBI's taxonomy places the organism in Eukaryota, Metazoa, Platyhelminthes, Trematoda, Plagiorchiida, Fasciolidae. The record is from the annotation of a GenBank genome assembly.
AUGGUGUUGCAACAAUUUCUUAAAUCUGUGGCCAUCUUCCACAUAUCCAAUAUUUUCACAUUUGUUUGUUCUGAGAAACUCCCUGUAGCUCAAAGGAUCCGUAUAAAACCUCCCGUACAAUCACCAAUGACUCCAGGGCCAGUUUUAAACUUGACUCACCCCUCACCAAGUCCACCAAGGUUGGCAGAUAAAAGGAACCCCGGAAGGCAGGAGACAGAAACCACUUUUGACAAUCCGAGCUCGUCUCUCCCAUUACCCGCCGGUCAAUCGACGUGCUAA